This is a messenger RNA of Alternaria atra, 1143 nucleotides long. RefSeq lists its product as uncharacterized. Bases 1 to 1143 code for a protein of 380 amino acids. Lineage: Eukaryota; Fungi; Ascomycota; Dothideomycetes; Pleosporales; Pleosporaceae. The record is from RefSeq and is a predicted model, not a curated record. Gene Ontology annotation, cellular component: fungal-type cell wall. Gene Ontology annotation, molecular function: glycosyltransferase activity; hydrolase activity, hydrolyzing O-glycosyl compounds. The transcript is spliced from 2 exons. Gene Ontology annotation, biological process: fungal-type cell wall organization; carbohydrate metabolic process.
AUGCAUAUCCCUAAUAUCUCCCUACUCCCCCUCUCCCUUGUACUCUUCACAGCCAUCCCCUCGCUCGCUCAGACAUCCACAUCAUGUGAUCCUACCAAGAAGUCCUGCCCAGCAGACGUGGCCCUCUCGUCAUCCACCUACACGCACGACUUCACCACCGGUGCCGACGACGAGAACUGGAAAGUCACCGCUGGCGACAUAUCCUACACUAGCAAAGGCGCAGAGUUCACAAUCAAGAAAGCUGGCGAUGCACCGACUAUACAAUCGAACUGGUACAUUUUCUUCGGCAGCGUGAGCUUUCUUAUGACAGCUGCGCCGGGCAAGGGGGUGGUGAGCAGUGCGAUUCUGGAGAGUGAUGAUUUGGAUGAGGUGGAUUGGGAGUGGUUAGGUGGAGAGGGAGAGAAUGUUCAGACAAACUACUUUGGAAAAGGCAACACAACAACCCACGACCGCGAAGCAGACGCCGCCGUUACCGAUACCCAGGGUACAACGCACAACUACACCAUCCAUUGGACAUCCUCGCAAACCUCUUGGCUCGUUGACAACGUCGUCGUACGCACCCUACAGUUCGCCGAUGCAAACGGAGGAAGCAACUAUCCGCAAACACCUAUGAACGUUCGUAUCGGUAUCUGGGCUGGUGGCGACCCAAACAAUGCCGAGGGAACCAUUGAGUGGGCUGGUGGUGAGACGGACUACAGUCAGGCUCCUUUCACGAUGGUAUUGGAGAAAGUAGAAGUGAGGAACGAGAAUCCGGGGAGUAGCUACUCGUACGGCGAUAUGAGUGGGGAGUUUGGCAGUAUCGUCGUUGAUGGAGGAAAUGGUAAUGCGAAGAAGAGUGGGGCCGAAGAUGGAACAAAGGCUUCCUCUGCUUCUGCUUCCGCUUCCGCUUCUGCUUCUGCUAGCCCAUCGGCCACAGUAAAUGUAAAUGGAGGUGUUGUGGGUGGCGAGUGGGCUACGGAAACGAGCAAUAGUACAGGAACCGCGAGUACAGCAGGCAUGACGAGUAUGGCGAGUGCUACGGGAACUGCUACGAGGAGUGCCGCGGUGGUUGAGAACACUGCUGAGUCGGGUGCUGCGGCGGGCAGUGCCUUUGGAGGAUAUUCCGUUCUGCUCGGUGCUAUGGUGGCAAUGUUGUGGAUUUAG